Plasmopara halstedii is the source of this 540-nucleotide messenger RNA. Its product is annotated as serine protease trypsin-like protein. The record is from RefSeq and is a predicted model, not a curated record. Gene Ontology annotation, biological process: proteolysis. Bases 1 to 540 code for a protein of 179 amino acids. Gene Ontology annotation, molecular function: serine-type endopeptidase activity. The transcript is spliced from 3 exons. NCBI's taxonomy places the organism in Eukaryota, Oomycota, Peronosporomycetes, Peronosporales, Peronosporaceae.
AUGGACGGCGAUGCCUUCGACUUCGCUCUGUUGACAUUGGGGACGCCUAGUAAGUUUAAACCCGUCAAGCUUGUAAAGAGGGAUGAAUCAGACAUUAUUAUUGGGAUGUCAUCGACGGUCCUGGGCUGGGGGAAGAGCACCCCUGAUGGUCCUAUAUUGGAGGAACUGCAAGCUCUUAAGGUUUCCGUAUGGAAUAAUGAAGAGUGCGCUCGAUUGUACGAUGGCUUGAGUGAUUUAUUCAUGUGUGCUGGUGGUAUUCUUGGCAGGGAUACAUGUGAUGGUGACAAUGGCAGUCCACUUAUCAAAGAGAUGGGCUCAGGAGACGAUGACGACAUUCUCAUUGCUCUUUCAAGCGUUAGUGUCCUCUGCGAUCAUGAUCUUCAAAAUCACAUGCACUCUGUAUUCAGACAUUCAGCAAUACCAGUAUGCAAUAAAGUGGUGUAUCUGCUCUUUUUUGAGAAGAACGAUGCCACAACGCUAGACAAUUCUUCCGGAAUAGUAGCUCCAGCUAACCGUUUGAAGAAAAACUUUGAGGCUUAA